Messenger RNA from Diaporthe amygdali, 1452 nucleotides. RefSeq names its product centromere microtubule-binding protein cbf5. The record is from RefSeq and is a predicted model, not a curated record. Gene Ontology annotation, cellular component: box H/ACA snoRNP complex. The transcript has 5 exons. Gene Ontology annotation, molecular function: pseudouridine synthase activity; RNA binding. Gene Ontology annotation, biological process: snRNA pseudouridine synthesis; rRNA pseudouridine synthesis; box H/ACA sno(s)RNA 3'-end processing. NCBI's taxonomy places the organism in Eukaryota, Fungi, Ascomycota, Sordariomycetes, Diaporthales, Diaporthaceae. The coding region runs from base 1 to 1452 and encodes 483 amino acids.
AUGGCGGACAAGGUCGCGGCUAAGGCCCAAGAGGAAGAACAUAUCAUCAAGCCAGAGGCAACAACACCAGCCGCCAACACCAGCGACUGGCCGUUGCUGCUGAAGAACUAUGACAAGCUGCUCGUGAGGACGGGGCACUUCACACCCAUUCCCCAUGGCUGCAAGCCUCACAUGCGAGACAUCAAGAGCUACAUCUCUUCCGGUGUCAUCAACCUCGACAAGCCCUCCAACCCCUCCUCCCACGAAGUCGUCGCUUGGGUGAAGCGCAUGCUUCGCGUCGAGAAGACCGGUCACAGUGGUACCCUCGACCCUAAAGUCACAGGAUGUCUCAUCGUCUGUGUUGACCGCGCCACCCGCCUUGUCAAGUCCCAACAGGGAGCUGGAAAGGAGUAUGUUGCCGUCGUACGAUUCCACGACAAGGUCCCCGGCGGCCAGGCCGAGUUCGCGCGCGCCCUUGAGCUGCUCACCGGCUCCCUCUUCCAACGUCCUCCCCUGAUCUCCGCCGUCAAGCGACAGCUCCGUAUCCGAACAAUCUACCAGUCGAAGCUCAUCGAGUUCGACAACGACCGCCACCUCGGUGUCUUCUGGGUCAGCUGCGAGGCUGGCACCUACAUCCGAACUCUCUGUGUGCACUUGGGCCUGCUGCUCGGUGUCGGUGCGCACAUGCAGGAGCUGCGACGUGUGCGAUCUGGUGCUAUGGACGAAAACAAGGACCUGGUCACGCUGCACGAUGUGCUCGAUGCCCAGUGGCAAUACGACAACAACCGUGACGAGACAUACCUGCGAAAGGUCAUCCAGCCUCUGGAGACCCUGCUUGUCGGCUACAAGCGACUUGUCGUUAAGGACAGCGCGGUGAAUGCCAUCACCUACGGUGCCAAGCUCAUGUUGCCUGGCCUGCUGCGAUACGAGUCCGAGAUUGAACAGCAUGAAGAGUGUGUCUUGAUCACGACGAAGGGCGAGGCCAUUGCCAUUGGUAUCGCCAUGAUGUCCGCCGUCGAGAUGACAACCUGCGACCAUGGCGUUGUCGCCAAGGUCAAGCGAUGUAUCAUGGAGAGAGACUUGUACCCCCGCAGGUGGGGUCUCGGCCCUACGGCCGCAGAGAAGAAGAAGCUCAAGGCCGACGGCAAGCUUGACAAGUACGGGCGACCCAACGAGGCCACCCCUGCUAAGUGGACGGACUCGUACACCGACUACAGCGCAGCUGGUGCCGAGGCGGCCGCGGCAAAGCCCACUGAGGCUUCUGCUUCCGAGCUGCCCCAGACUGUCGCACCAGCUGCCGUCGUCGCCGCUACUCCCAAGAAGGAGGAUGGCGCUUCUGCGGACAAGAAGAGGAAGAAGCACGAUGGCGAGACCCCAGACGAGAAGGCGGAGCGCAAGCGCAGGAAGGCCGAGAAGAAGGCCAAGAAGGCCGCCAAGGGGGGAUCCAAGGAUGAUGAGGAUGACAGUGACUAA